CUACCUUUGCCUCCGCCCCUUCAAAACUUUCUACCAUCCUGUGCUUUCCUCGAUCCAGGAAGACCUCCAUCUUAUUCAUCACCGCAAUAGGCAAGGCUCUAUCAACAUCAACUUCUCGGACCACCCCAGAAACCAACCAUGCCUCGCAAUACGGAUAAUCACAUGCACGUCGUCUCCCGAUCUGAGACGGAAACCAUCUACGAGGGCUCGCUCCACGACCAGCUACAGGGCACAUUCUACACCCCCGUGAUGCCCUCUGCCAUGAGCAUGACCUCUUACAUCUCCCCCGGAGCCGGCACCUCCGCUGCUGCCGAGGCCGGCGGACAGUCUGCCAUCGGGACCCCGGGCAUGUGGGUCGAGGCGGGCGCCCCUGAAUCCGCCAACUUCCCGUAUAUGAUUGCCCACACGGGCGAGCGGUUCGACAUUGCCCACUACACCGAAUGCAAGGCAGACUCCGGCGUUGAUCAGAUAAACGGGGUCAUGAUAAUAUGCGACGCCGGCACCAUCGACAACGACGACAUACGCUCGCCCGGGGGGAAGUACCUUUACCAGAAUUGCAAGAAGCUGGGCACCGGCACGCAGAUCAACGGCCUAGAGGUGGUCUAUCACGGCGGCUCCAAGAUUGUCCCAACGCUGCCGGGCAUGCCGGGCCGCUGGGACAAGAUGGACAUGCUGACUGCCGAGGGCAAGGAGAUCAAGGGGGCGCCCAAGAACCAGAUCAAUGGGGGCAGGGUACGGCUGAUGAAGAGGUCGGAGAUUGGAUCCAUGGCUAGCUAA
Molecule: messenger RNA, 777 nt
Organism: Trichoderma reesei QM6a
Lineage: Eukaryota; Fungi; Ascomycota; Sordariomycetes; Hypocreales; Hypocreaceae
Exons: 1
Coding region: 139-777 (212 amino acids)
Source: RefSeq, a predicted model, not a curated record